Messenger RNA from Paraglomus occultum, 2043 nucleotides. Lineage: Eukaryota; Fungi; Glomeromycota; Glomeromycetes; Paraglomerales; Paraglomeraceae. The record is from the annotation of a GenBank genome assembly.
AUGCCUCACGCUACAGAGAUACCUGCUAACGAUCCGACACAUAUGGAGAGCUCUAUCUCCUCGCCAAUACCAAUCCCAAGCAUGCCGUCAACGAGAACACAUGCUUGGAACGAACAACAACCCAUGACUUAUACUGCGACCGCGCCAACUCCCUCAUCGGCCGCCCCAAUCGAAACCACGGCUUCUCUAGAGUACAAUCCAUUUCUGACAUCACUCUUGAGUUCUGAAGAGUUGAUUGAUGUCUACGGUGGCAGUUACGAAAUUGAUGAUCAAUUAUACCAAGCAUCUUCUUUGAUCUCCGACUCGAAAAAGUUUGAAAAUCCAUCUUUUAAAUGUUGCGGCCUCGUGUUGGACUGGCAAGCCCUUCACAGACACAAUCAAACACGACAUUAUCCUUCUGACAGCCUGCCUGUAGGAGACUGGAUCGGUUCUGUGACACCCACUACCGAGGUCUUUUCAACGUCCCCAUAUCUCAAUCUUUCACCACGAUCCUCACCUAAAACUCCACGUGACGGUCAAAGCCCUCAGAUAAGUGACGUCAUGGAAACAUCGCCGAGUUCGACCGUUACCGCUCUUGCUUCAUCUUCGCCGACCACCAAAAAGUCUCAGUCUAACGCCACAGCUCAAAAUAUUGCACAAGGAUUACUUCAUAACUAUCAACGAGCUCAAUCGCUGUGGGCUCUAGAAAACUGCGAUCCGCACAAUAUAUCGUGCCAACGUCAAUUAUCGCAGAGCCUGCCACAAUUCGACUCUGACAACACCAUGGAACUUAUUCCUGCAUUGGCAGGAAAUCAACAGUAUGUUAUCCCUGGACUUUUACACCAAAGCAAUAUCGGGGGCAUAUCUGUGACGUCACCAGUACAUAAUGUUAAUGCUUCGGUUGGCAUACGAUUCUCGGAUUCGCCUCUGAUUGGGACAGCUUUAGUUGACUAUAAUGAUCCGCAAAGGCGUCGUUCAGCUCCUUCUAUUCUACCUUCGACCACCCAAUAUACGAGUUCAAUCGAUUUGAUGUCUGUUCCGUACGCCCCUAACUACGCCUCGUCCAACACAAUGAGACAAAUCGCAGUUUCUCCAACAACGGGAUAUCCAACUUCUGAGGAUGUUACUCCAGUGUCUCUGUCUCAUGCGAGCACUCUCACAACACGGUGUGAACUGAAUAACCUGACCUCGCCAACUUCUGCACCAUCAUCGUUGUCGAUAAAUACUACUCGUUUCACAAACAUAGACGUUCUCGUUGCAUCCCCAACUGAGAUUUGUCGCAUGCCUGAUCAUGACAUUACUUCGACUUUUGCAUUUAAUUCCUCAACAAACUCUGCAUUCGCAACAACUGGUCAUACAGUUUCUUUGGCGGAGGUUUAUUCUGGGCCACCAGGAACAUCUAAACCAAGCAAGAAAAAAUCUAGAAAUACUGCAGGUGGACAGUUAAUAAACAACGCUCAAACAUGCAUAUCUUCUAAUACAUGUUGGAUCAGGAAUAAUGAUAUGAACACAUCAAGAAACGAACAGGGCCAGGAAGCACCUGUUCAUGCUCCUCGUGGAUUGAAACGAACGCAGUCAUGUCCCACAGACUCUACCGCAGCAGCAAACAAACGACGUACAAUGCAGCCUAGUCAAUCGGUUGUUGCUACGACUCCUCUUGUUUCCGUAAUUCAGUCUUCUCCUGAUGCAUCCGCCAUAGUCAAAACUUCAACCGUUGCGGAAGCUGAAGCAAGUAAACCCUUUCGAUGUACUGUCGUCGGGUGUCCGAAGACAUAUAAGAAUGCGAACGGUCUUAAAUAUCAUAAAGCGCACGGUCAUAGCACUCAGUCAGGGAAUGGGGAUCGUUGCGCUGAAAAACCCUACAAGUGCGACAUCGAUAGUUGUACGAAAGCUUAUAAGAACCCAAAUGGUUUGAAAUACCAUUUAGAUCAUCAUCAUCCAGGGUAUGUUAAACCCACCAACGGAUUGAAAUAUCAUCUGGAUCACCAUAAUUCAGGACGCGGCCUCCAAGUCAUUAAUACCGCGGUCGUAGGGGCAGGCCAACAAAUACCUAUUUCCCAAUAG